AUGGACCGUUACCUCAACCACUCUCUUAGGGUGAUUGGCCGUAGCGUGCUCAUUGUCGCGAAAGGCUUCUUCAUUACACACGCAUUCUCCUCCUACAUCGGCGGCACAGGCUCUACUAGCGGAAUCUCGAUGACUCCUACAAUUUCUUACGAUUACCGAUCUCAACCGCGGAUUCUUUACUCCUCGCUCCAUCGCCGUAUGCGUAACCUGCACGUUGGCGAUGUCAUAACUUACACCCACCCUAUCUUCCCGCAACUGACCGGGUGUAAGCGCAUCAUCGGAAUGCCAGGCGACUUCGUCAGUGUAGUUACGCCUGGGCGCCGUGAUUCUGAUUUGGGUGCAGUAGAUGUCGAAGGCAAAUGGGCGAGUGUGAGAGAAGAACUGAUAAGGGUACCUGAGGGACAUUGCUGGAUACAAGGAGAUAAUCUGGAAUGGAGCCGGGAUAGUAGAUCGUUUGGGCCAUUGCCAUUGGGGUUAGUCAAGGCGAAAGUGCUGGCUGUUAUACUGCCGUUCGAGGAUGCCAAAUGGCUCGGAAGUGAGCGUGAUGUCAUGGACCCGCAAGAGGGUGAAAGAGAGUGGGUGAUGAAGUAA
Messenger RNA from Alternaria burnsii, 591 nucleotides. RefSeq names its product signal peptidase. NCBI's taxonomy places the organism in Eukaryota, Fungi, Ascomycota, Dothideomycetes, Pleosporales, Pleosporaceae. Bases 1 to 591 code for a protein of 196 amino acids. Gene Ontology annotation, molecular function: serine-type endopeptidase activity. The transcript is spliced from 2 exons. Gene Ontology annotation, cellular component: membrane; mitochondrial inner membrane peptidase complex. The record is from RefSeq and is a predicted model, not a curated record.